AUUGUGGGUUUUUCAAAUCUACGUACAUUGGAUAAAAUAUUCCACGAAAUAAUUAGGAAAACAGGAUUUACGAUUGUUGAGAUAUCAGUGCGCAUUAAAAACAUCAAGAUGAUUUAUUUUUUUACAUUGCUGUGUUGUUUGUCAUGUUUUAUCCAUGUCGCUUCGUUUAUCUUUAUUCCAUGGCCUAUAAUAAUUUUCGAUGAUGCCGGAAACGAUGCUUCUGGGAACGUUUACACUCCAUUCUUGGAAAAUCAACCACGUGCCCCUGAAAACAAUAGGAUGAGGAGACCCCAGCCUCCCGUCACCAACAUGAGACCUCUCCUGCCAAGGAAUCCUCAAAACAGAUUGUAUCCCUCCAGACAACAAGUCGCGACUCCUCAAAACACCAUCAAGUAUAUCACUCCGUACGUCAGUUCGCCUUACUGUCCCGCAGGACAACAAUAUGUUUACAUGCCUCCGACACUAGAUGGCGAUGCAGUAGCAUCCAUUUGUCCUCUCAACAACCCCAUCCAUCCGCUCUGUAGAUGUCAAACAGGUUGUCGACAUAAAAACUUCUUUAUCCCGUAUGGAACGUCAGUUAUGGUUGAUAAAUGUGGAAACAAGUGCUAUUGUAAUAGUUUAAAUGGCGAGGUAGGCUUUCAAUGGACCCCAAUGUUGAUAACAAACCAAUUAGGAAACAAAUGGAUUAUAUAUAUUUCGGUUGACUGUCCUUUUUAUGUCUUGCAGGUGGAAUGCGAAUUUGACAGUUGUUAAACGAGGCUCUACAUAUAUUUUCGUAAGCACCAAGAAGUUGUUAAUUUCAAAUCUAUCUGGUUUGAUCUGUAUCUUUCAUAAAGACUUACAUGUACAAUCGCUAAUGUAUUCCAAAGAUUUUUAUAAAUAAAAAUAUAUUUACAAUGAG
Messenger RNA from Ostrea edulis (European flat oyster), 901 nucleotides. RefSeq lists its product as uncharacterized. Lineage: Eukaryota; Metazoa; Mollusca; Bivalvia; Ostreida; Ostreidae. The transcript is spliced from 3 exons. The coding region runs from base 109 to 753 and encodes 214 amino acids. The record is from RefSeq and is a predicted model, not a curated record.